AACAUUGUCCGUGUCUUUGUGUUGCGAAGAGUUCACAACAGUCAAAAUAGUUUGAUUAACAGAGCGAAAUGGGAAGUCACAGGAAAGUCCAAUCAGAUUGGUGCUAUAUCAGCUGGUAAUGCAGGAACUGCAAAUGUACCAACUCAAAAGGUCAAAGUGCAUAGUGCCAAUGGGAACUCUAUUGAGGGACUUGCCAUGGUUGAUAGUGGUUCUAAUAAGAGUCUCAUUCGGAAAGAGUUUGCGGACAAGCUCGGUUUGGUCGGAGAAUCAAAAAAGAUGAAGAUGUAUGUUGCAGGCGGUGGAAUUAGAGUUGAAGAUUCUGCUGAGUUUGAUUUAAAGAUAUCGCCCUGUUAUGAUGAAGAUAUUGUAUUCAAUGUGAGAGCUUAUUCAGUCAAGAAACCGUGCCAAGGAGCUAAAACUGUUUCAAAGAAAGCGGUAGUCAGAUUUCCUCACAUUGUUCGAAUUGUAGAAGAUCUACAUUUAAAUGGCGGUCCAGUGGACAUUCUAUUGGGAACAGAUCUACCGGAAGCCCAUCGUGAUUUUAAAGUUCUGGCGGGUAACCCUGGUGAACCGAUUGCAAAGAAGAACAUCUUUGGCUGGUCAGUCCUUGGUAAUCUUGAAGAGAAUAGUACGCCUGGAAUUUUUGCUGUCGAAACUAUUGACGACAUAACAAAGGACCAGGACAUAAAGAAAUUGAUUUUCCAAGAUCAAUUAGGAAUCAAACCAACUCGUUACUGUACAUGCUCUGAGAAGGAAAUGCGAAAAUGUGUAUUCAUUCGACAUGUUCGGGAGUCUACUAGAGUUGUGGAUGAUGGAAGAAUUGAAGUAAGAAUGCCUUGGAAACCAGGACAUCCCAAUCUACCUAACAAUCGGUCUGUCGCCUUCGAACGAAUGAUGUCGAAAGAAAGGCAGCUGGUAAAGAAAGGAAAGUUGGAGGCGUUUAACAAGGAAGUAAAAGCUUUGGUCGAAAGAGAAGUAGUCAUUAAGCUGAAACAAGAGGAAGUGGACCCGGAGGAGCCGGCUUAG
Messenger RNA from Paramuricea clavata, 1026 nucleotides. NCBI's taxonomy places the organism in Eukaryota, Metazoa, Cnidaria, Anthozoa, Malacalcyonacea, Plexauridae. The record is from the annotation of a GenBank genome assembly.